GAGAAGGGCGCGAGAUAGAAAUUGCAGAGCGCGGACGGAAUGAUUGUUCCGCCGCAGCUGAUCGUUUCCUGGCUGCACAGUCCAGCUGAAAACUCCAACCACCUCCACUGCUGCUGGCUGCUACAUUAAAAUAUUAAUAAAGCAGUGAACGUCGUGAUAUUUUCCUAUCACAUUUGCACAUGACGUGCGGCGGCGGAGGCAGGCAGAACCACUGGGUGACUGUAAACUAGAAGAAAACAGAGGGAAAUGUCCUGGUGGCCGCGCGGUGAGGAUGGAGACGACGCCAUGCAUCAGGACACUGAUUCUGAUGUGGCCGAGCAGAGGGACGGAGGGAAGGGGAAGGUGAAGUGGACACAAGAUGAGGAUGACAAGUUGAAAGCGCUGGUCCACAAACUGGGAUCCAGUGACUGGAAACACAUAGCCAACUUCAUCCCAAAUCACACAGAGCAGCAGUGCCAGCACCGCUGGUUUAAGGUCCUCGAUCCAGAGCUGGUCAAAGGUCCCUGGACCAAGGAGGAGGACGAGAAGGUCAUCGAGCUCGUGAAUCUCUACGGCAACAAGCAGUGGGCAAUGGUGGCCAAGCAUCUGAAGGGUCGGCUGGGGAAGCAGUGCAGAGAGCGCUGGCACAACCACCUCAACCCCAACGUGAAGAAGUCGUCAUGGACAGCCGAGGAGGACCUCAUCAUCUACAAAGCCCACUGCCUGCUAGGAAACCGUUGGGCCGAGAUCGCCAAGCUGUUGCCCGGAAGGACGGACAACGCCGUCAAGAAUCACUGGAACUCCACCAUCAAACGCAAGCUGGAGAUGGGCUUCUACGCCCGAGAGGUGUUCAGACCGAACGAGCUCGAAGAGCUGUUGGCACGCCUGAAUAAAGACUCGCAGGGGGGCAGCAGCUGUCAAGAUGCUUCAAGCAAAGAAAUGGAGCAGAAAGACCAGCUUCCACUGCAGAAAGCGCCGGCUGCCAGUGAAGCAGAGCCAUCCAAAGCCGUCUCAUCACCGAGGGACGAUUCAGACAUCAAGAUGGAAGUUGACCCUGGUGAGGAAGCCAGCAGUACCAACUGGGUGGUGGACAGCUCUGGUUUCCUUUCCCCCACUGGCCCCGCCCUGAAGGAAGUGCUCGACAUGGUGGAUGGGGACCUGGAUGGCUGGUGCAACCUGGCGGCCUUUGACCUUCCAGAGGACAGCCCCAGCCCCGAGCGCCACCAGUUCCGCCUGGAGGGCUCUGCCCUGCAGGAGCUGAGCAAAGGCAGCAGGGGAGAACUCAUCCCCAUCUCCCCCGGGGGGAUCAGCCCGCCGUCCAUACUGACCCGCCGCAGCCGGAGACGCGUCACACUGUCUCCAGACGGCGCACACUCCAUGACGCCCAAGAGCACUCCGGUCAAAAUCCUGCCAUUUUCUCCAUCUCAGUUCUUGAACCUGUGGACGAAGCAGGACUCUCAUGACCUGGAGAAUCCCUCCCUCACGUCCACGCCAGUGUGCAGUCAGAAGGUCAUAGUGACCACACCGCUGCAGCGAGACAAGACCCCCCUCACCCAGAAGGAGAACUCAGUGUUUGUUACACCUAACCACAAAUCGGAGCUGAGCACAACCCCACGGACGCCAACGCCGUUCAAAAAUGCCAUGGAAAAGUACGGCCCCCUGCAGCCUCUGCCUCAGACUCCGAACCUCGAAGACGACAUCAACGAGGUCAUCCUGAGAGAGGCAGGCAUCAACAUGGUCGUCGUCCAGGCAACGCCGCCUGAUCCCCGCCGCAAAACAAUGCACCGCCCUCCUAUGAAGAAAGUUCGGAAGUCCCUGGCUCUAGACGUCAUGGACUGCCGGGUGGUGCCAAUAUCCAAGCGCAAAUCCAGCAAAGCGGAGGCCAAACGCAGCAUCAAGGAAGAACCGGUGACGGUUUGUCUCAACUCGUCGUUUUGCAGCAAGAGGCAUGAAAACAUAUUAGACCAGGGCUUCCUGUUGGGACCGAGCGACACGGCCAUCUUUCCCAGCGCAGCAUCUCCUGCACCCAUGUCAAAAGAAUGGAAGAAGGUGGUUUGUGGGCAAACUAAAGACCAGCUCAUAAUGACGGAGAAGGCGAGACGCUACCUCCGCUCUCUGAAGAGCCAUCCACCAAGCCGGGCUCUGAUUCUGUCCUGAGAUCCUUCUGCCUCCCUGGAAAACAAAGAAACGACAAACAAGACACCUACAGUUAAAAUGACUCAUGUUGCAGUGGUGCUUUACUUCCCAUUAUAGUUGAUCAUACUUGUUAGAAAACAACAGUGAUUCUAAGAGUAACAAAUCAGUGAAAAGUCAGGGUUUUACAUUGCAUAAUGUAUCUAAAAUGUAACCAUUUGUUUUGUAACGUUGUGAACUACAAACACUCGGGUAGAGUUUCCAUAUCUAGUCAUCGUAUGAAGAAGAUUUAGAUGUCAGUGGUAGGUUGAGGGAUCAUGUGGUUUUUAGGAUUUCCCCACCCCGCGGGGAGGAACCAACAUGUUCCAGUUACAUGAAUAAGUGGUAAAUAAAGUUGGCUCUCUACCUUGUUUUAUUAAGAAAAAAAUGGUUCAGCCUGUUAAAUUUUAGGCAAGAGUCAUAAAGCAGAGAACUUCACUGAGCACUGUUUAAAAGGUGGAUGUGUUGUAAGGCACUCUUUGUAAAUAUAUUUAGGCUAAAAUGUUUUACUCUUGUGACAGUUUGUCACAAGUGGAAUAAAAACAAAUG
Molecule: messenger RNA, 2700 nt
Organism: Xiphophorus maculatus (southern platyfish)
Lineage: Eukaryota; Metazoa; Chordata; Actinopteri; Cyprinodontiformes; Poeciliidae
Gene: mybl2b
Product: MYB proto-oncogene like 2
Exons: 15
Coding region: 247-2136 (629 amino acids)
Biological process (GO): regulation of DNA-templated transcription
Cellular component (GO): nucleus
Molecular function (GO): DNA-binding transcription factor activity, RNA polymerase II-specific; RNA polymerase II cis-regulatory region sequence-specific DNA binding
Source: RefSeq, a predicted model, not a curated record